UUAGGAGGGGGAGAGAGAGAGAGAGAGAGAGAGAGAGAGAGAGAGAGAGAGAGAGAGAGAGAGAGAGAGAGAGAGAGAGAGAGAGAGAGAGAGGAGGAAGGAGAGGUGGUAGAGAAGCGGAUCAGAUCGAGAAUCUGACAUGCCCGCUCAGGUAGAAAUACGAGGGAAGGCAGCGGCAGGAGCUGUGGUAGUAGAAGCAGCAAUGCAGGGGGAAACGAUGGAAAGACAAACAGCAGCAGGUUUCAGAGGCUGUUGGAGGAGUAGUCCACGGCGGCCGCCGCUGUUGGUGAAAAUUCAAGGAUCCUCUCCUGUCUGCCCUCAGACAAAUAGGAUCUCUGUCACCGAUGGCUAUGGCUUCAGAGCGGAGGUGACAGCAGCGGACUCGGCUCUUAUACGUGAGGUGGAGCAGCGCACGAGCGAGACAGGCAAGCUGUGGGCAGCCGUAGAAGCAAUCAAGGGCCCUCGCUGGUACAAGAGGGUGCCUUUGCCAUCGCUAUGCGGAUCGGUAUUUGGACCAAGGCCCGGACCAGGUUCCGAACCUGCUCCACGACCAGAUGACGGAACUUCUGCCACACGAUCACCAGAAGCAACUGUAGCAGGAAUAGAAGUAGUAGGAGCAGCAGCAGCAGGAGGAGGAGGAGGAGGAGGAGGAGGAGGAGGAGAGCUGUCAUCCACUCCAAAAGCAGGUUUGAAGCUGAAGUUCAAGGCGGCGACAGUGUGUUUCCGGCAUAAUUCAAUGGUGAAGAAGAUGGUUCGCAAGGGUGUGCCUGCCCGGCUACGACCUGAGGUUUGGAAGACCUGCUCGGGGGCUAUGAGGAAGAAAGCAUCCAUGCCGCCAGACUACUACCAGUCGUUGCUUCGAGAGAUGGAGGGAAGAGAGACGGCGGCGACGCGACAGAUCGACAACGAUCUCCGACGCACUUUCCCUGGCCACCCUUGGCUCGACACGGAGGCGGCUUUGAGGUCACUUCGACGGAUUCUCGUCGCCUACUCUUGGAGAGAGACUUCCGUUGGUUAUUGCCAAGGGAUGAAUUACGUGGCUGCGUACUUGUUGGUGGUGUUACGGUCAGAGGAAGACGCUUUCUGGGUGCUGACUGUGCUGCUCGAGGAGCUGCUGUUAACGGAUUGCUACUCUGAGAACCUGCUGGGCUGCCACGUGGAGCAGAGAGUACUCAAGGACCUGCUGUGGAAGAAACUGCCCAAGCUGUCGACGCAUCUGAAGCUGAUCGGCUUCGAUGUGGGGCUCGUGACGACGGAGUGGUUCUUGUGUUUGUUUGCGAAGAGCUUCCCGACGGAGAUGGCGAUGAGGUUAUGGGAUGUGCUGUUCAACGAGGGAGCGAAGGUGUUGUUCCGAGUGGCGCUGGCCAUCUUCAAGCUGAAUGAGCCGCAGAUCAUGAAGCUGAUGAAUGUCGGUGACGUUGUCAGCUUGCUUCAGGAGUUCACAUCCAGAGCGUUCGACGCCGACGCUCUUCUUAAGGUGGCUUUUGACCAGAUAGGCUCGCUGCCUAUGAGUUCGAUCAGGAGGAAGAGAAGGUACCAACAGCCCGCCGUUAUCACAGAACUCAAGGAGAGACUUGAAAGAUGCCGCGUCCACCCUCUCAACGCGAUAGCCAGCUGCGCCUCAGGAAGCAGAGGAAGGAGAAGGGGAGAAGGCCCCACCAGCUCUCCUCAUCCAGUCCCCUUUAGGGUGUGCAGCGUGUGCGUAUUUGCCAGUGUUGGCGGUGGGAAACGCGGGAAGGCGAGGUUCGAACUCUCGCGAGUUAUGGAGCAAGGAACUCGUUUGCGUAUCACGAUGAGAAGGGGAGGAGAGGGGGGAAAGAAAAAAAGAAAGAGAGACUGCACGUGGUCUAGUGAGGAGGAGGAGGAGGUGCGCAGGAGGUUCUGGAGGACAAGGAUGUUGGGAGGAGAAGAGAAGGGGCUCUUCUCGAGAGAAAGCAGACAGGGAGAGAGCGACGUAGCAAUUGACACGUGGCAUGCACUUCCGGUUGCCACGUGGCAUGCUUCGACGGCUGCUACCUGGCAUGCAUCUUCGGCUGCCACGUGGCGAGCCAGAGACAUGGAGGAUGUUCAUGAAUGUGGAGGAAGCUGCACUACCGUCUUCUCCCGAACAUAACGCACCCUGAUAAUGAGUGUUUACAAGGUAUGUUUACGUCCAGAUACAGUCAAAAUGAGGGUGCGUUGUGUUCGGGCGAAGACGGUAGCAAGUGACACGGUUGCAAGUGACACGUGGCACGCAGUUACCGGCUGCCACGUGGCAAGCCAGAGACAUGGAGGUUGUUCAUGAAGGGAGGAAGAUCUGAUGGAGGUAGACUCAGUAGGCAUGGUUGGGGGAAAGCACGUAGGCACGCUCCGAGAGUGCCACGUGGCGCACGCGUUAUGACGGCCACGUGGCUAACGAGAGACACGAGGAUGUUCACGAGAAGA
This is a messenger RNA of Chara braunii, 2424 nucleotides long. NCBI's taxonomy places the organism in Eukaryota, Viridiplantae, Streptophyta, Charophyceae, Charales, Characeae. The record is from the annotation of a GenBank genome assembly.